GUGAAAGCCCGUUGAUUUAAUGUUAAUAAAAGUGGUGGGUUAUUAAGCACAGCAAGUUUCAAAGCCCAAUUUUAUGUGAAUCCAAACAAGAGACCCAAAUGUUUCAUGGGCGUGUUUGACAUCUAACGAGUGCAACUUUGGUUGGCGACGAGCAGAUGCGUCGGUGUCUUCAAUCUUCAGCUCUGAAGCAACUAACAAAAUCACAUUCAUUCAUUGAGUUGUAAUAAGAUGGAUUCAAUAUGUGCACUGCAAUGCAUGGAUGGAUAGAGAUAGUGGGAAGGCAUCAAUGACUUGAUGAUUCUGUUAUUGGUAUCAUAAUAAAUUAUCAUGGCUGGGUUGGAGGAGCUAAAAAAGAAGCUUACACCAUUGUUUGAUUCUGAAAAAGGCUUCUCAUCCGGUUCGACCUUGGACCCUAGUGAUUCUUAUGUGCUUUCAGAUGGUGGAACCGUAAACUUACUAAGCAGAUCAUAUGGAGUGUACAACAUAAAUGAGCUGGGAUUGCAAAAAUGCACUACUUCACCUGAAGAUGAAACAGACCAUAGCGAAAAGACAUAUCGAUGUGCCUCUCGUGAAAUGAGGAUUUUUGGAGCAAUAGGCAGUGGCGCUAGCAGUGUUGUUCAGAGAGCUCUCCAUAUUCCUAUGCACAGAAUUCUUGCCUUGAAGAAAAUUAAUAUUUUUGAAAAGGAGAAAAGACAACAGCUUCUUACUGAAAUACGGACGCUUUGCGAGGCACCUUGUUAUGAAGGUCUUGUGGAAUUCCAUGGAGCAUUUUAUACUCCUGAUUCUGGGCAGAUAAGCAUAGCUUUAGAAUACAUGGAUGGAGGAUCACUGGCUGAUAUUUUACGAUUGCGGAAAAGAAUACCAGAACCAGUGCUUUCACACAUGUUUCAAAAGCUUCUAAUUGGACUAAGCUACUUGCAUGGGGUUAGGCACUUAGUUCACAGAGAUAUCAAACCAGCAAAUCUGCUCGUGAAUCUCAAAGGGAAACCAAAAAUAACAGAUUUUGGGAUAAGUGCUGGCCUAGAAAAUUCUGUGGCAAUGUGUGCUACUUUUGUUGGAACUGUAACAUACAUGUCACCUGAGCGGAUUCAGAAUCAUAGCUAUUCGUAUCCAGCUGAUAUUUGGAGCCUAGGUCUUGCUCUCUUUGAGUGUGGAACAGGGGAAUUCCCAUACACGGCUAAUGAAGGACUUGUCAGUCUUAUGUUACAGAUCUUGGAAGAACCUUCACCAUCACCAUCCAAAAACAAUUUUUCUCCAGAGUUCUGCUCAUUUAUUGAUGCUUGCCUGCAGAAGGAUCCAGAUACUAGACCAACAGCAGAGCAGCUUCUUUCAUACCCAUUUAUUACAAAGUAUGCGCACACUGAUGUUGACCUAGCAGCAUUUGUCCAGAGCGUGUUUGAUCCAACUCAGAGGAUGAAGGAUUUGGCUGAUAUGCUGACAAUACACUAUUACUUACUUUUUGAUGGGCCUGAAGAACUUUGGCAGCACACAAAGGCCUUCUAUAAUGAAGGCUCGAUAUUUAGUUUCUCCGGGAAAGAAUCUGUCGGUUCAAAUGAUAUAUUUGCAACCUUGACCAACAUUCGGAGUACAUUAGCAGGUGACUGGCCUCCUGAAAGACUUGUUCAUGUUGUGGAAAAAUUACAGUGCCGCGCUCAUGGUGAAGAUGCAGUUGCAAUCCGCGUUUCAGGAUCCUUUGUAAUUGGAAAUCAGUUUCUCAUAUGCGGAGAUGGUGUGCAAUGUGAGGGAUUGCCAAAUUUUAAGGAUCUCUCGAUUGACAUCCCCAGCAAGCGAAUGGGUACAUUUAAGGAACAGUUUAUCAUGGAGCCUGGAAAUGUGAUUGGGCGUUACUUCAUAGCUAAACAAGAACUUUACAUUAUUGUUGUGUUUACAGAAGUAUGUAUUCAUAGUUCUUGAAAGUAUCCGUGCUUUAUGUUCCUCCAUUUACCUUGUUGCCCUGGCACUAAGCUAUUCUUGUACCUUAUAGCUGUAACUUAAAACUGCAUUCGUGACAGAUAUGAAACCAUUUCUUCAUCUGCAAGAGCUCAAGGUAAUAACUUAUCUGCUCCCCUCCGUCCAUGUAUGAGCACAUUUUAUGAUCAAAUAGGUUAUAAAUGCAACUUAAUCCGAUUGCUUACA
This is a messenger RNA of Populus euphratica (Euphrates poplar), 2136 nucleotides long. RefSeq names its product mitogen-activated protein kinase kinase 3 (gene MKK3). Gene Ontology annotation, molecular function: ATP binding; MAP kinase kinase activity. The record is from RefSeq and is a predicted model, not a curated record. Bases 328 to 1914 code for a protein of 528 amino acids. Gene Ontology annotation, biological process: MAPK cascade; protein phosphorylation. Lineage: Eukaryota; Viridiplantae; Streptophyta; Magnoliopsida; Malpighiales; Salicaceae. The transcript has 11 exons.